Molecule: messenger RNA, 1290 nt
Organism: Theobroma cacao (cacao)
Lineage: Eukaryota; Viridiplantae; Streptophyta; Magnoliopsida; Malvales; Malvaceae
Source: RefSeq, a predicted model, not a curated record
GCCUCAUGCAUAGCUCCAUUCUCACCCAUAUAUACCCCCACACCGCCUUCAUCGUCUGACCAUUUCUCUACAAAGACAAACAAAGAACGCUCUUUGUUUCUGUCUUUCUCUCUGUUUUCCUCUCUAGCUUUUGCAAAUCCUUUUCUUUUUGGUUCCUUGAGCUUUAUCUCUGUUGCUAGGCAUGGCGAAGGAAGGAGAGCAUGGCUUUCAUGCUAAGGACUAUGUCGACCCUCCACCAGCACCCUUGAUUGAUGCAGCAGAGCUGAAGAAAUGGUCAUUUUACAGGGCUUUGAUAGCUGAGUUCAUUGCAACUUUGCUCUUCCUUUACAUCACAGUCUUGACUGUGAUAGGCAACAAGAGCCAGGUUGGCACCUCCAAUGACUCCUGUGCUGGUGUUGGGAUUCUUGGUAUUGCUUGGGCCUUUGGUGGCAUGAUCUUCAUUCUUGUUUACUGCACCGCUGGUAUUUCUGGUAAAGUUUUUCUCACUCCCUGCCUUCAUUUCUUUCCCUUUCUUUCUUUCUUCUUUGGCUUGGCUUUGUGUGCUUUUUCUAGAUGGAAAAUGGUUAUUUGGAGUUUACAACAUAUAGAUUAUUUGUAUGUUUUUAAGUGUCAUGAGCAUAUACUUUCUUGUCGUGUUAAGGUCUUGGCUCCCCUUCCAAUUGGUUUUGCUGUGUUCAUGGUUCACUUGGCUACCAUCCCAGUCACUGGCACUGGCAUUAACCCUGCUAGGAGUUUCGGAGCUGCUGUUAUCUACAACAACAAGAAGGCCUGGGAUGAUCAUUGGAUUUUCUGGGUUGGUCCCAUGAUUGGAGCAGCCAUUGCAGCUUUCUACCACCAAUUCAUCUUGAGAGCAGGAGCUGCUAAGGCUCUUGGGUCAUUCAGGAGCCAGACCCAUGUUUGAUGAUCUUGACAAACUCUUUUGCCUUCCUUCAUGCUUUUUUUUAGAGGACAAAAAAAUAUGUAGGCAAAAAAAGUGAAAAUAAUGAAGGAAGUUGCUUUAUGCUUUGUGUCUGGCUAUUGUCCCCAAACCUCCUCCUUUCAACUUCCCUUUGUGGAUGUUAAAAAUUAUAGGAACUUUAGGGUCAUGGAAAUGUAGAUAAAGUCUGUUUGAGAAGUGGAGGGGGCCUUUUAAGUAUCCCUUUUGUCAUUUCAAGCACUUUCCUUAGAAUGUACUUCACCUCUCUCUCUCUCUCUUUCUCUCCCUUUUCUUUGUUUUCUUUCUUCUCAUCCUCUUAUUUGUGCUCAUUUAUGCUUUAAGAAAAGUAUUGGACAUUGUUAUCUUUAGUUUUA